Molecule: messenger RNA, 1566 nt
Organism: Python bivittatus (Burmese python)
Lineage: Eukaryota; Metazoa; Chordata; Lepidosauria; Squamata; Pythonidae
Product: potassium voltage-gated channel subfamily V member 2-like
Biological process (GO): action potential; protein homooligomerization; potassium ion transmembrane transport
Cellular component (GO): membrane; voltage-gated potassium channel complex
Molecular function (GO): delayed rectifier potassium channel activity
Source: RefSeq, a predicted model, not a curated record
AUGAGACGCACCGUGCAAAGGCGAGCAAGCCUCUCAGCCAACAUGAAAAUUGGGGACUGUCAGAAGUGCUGCAGGACUCCCAAAGAAGUGGACAUCUUCAUCCCCUUCUCUCAGGAAAAGCUGGUCAAGCCAUGGAGUUCCAUGCACAGCUUGGCCAACUGGACCCAAGACAGCAGUGAGAUCCCACACCAAAGGAACCAAUAUUUCUUGACCCUCAACGUUGGAGGAAAGUGUUUUCACAUUGCUUGUAGAGAGGCUGCAAGGUACCCCAUCACCAGGAUUGGGCGACUGGCCACCUGCACAGAUCCCGUGAAGAAGCUGGAACUGUGUGAUGACUACUCAGUGCUGAAGAAUGAAUAUUUCUUUGACCGAGACCCCCUCAUCUUCCACUACAUCUUCCACUUCUAUCACAGUGGCGUCAUGUGGAUCAUGAAUGAGUUGUGUCCAGCCAACUUCCUGGAGGAGAUUGAGUACUGGGGCAUCCACAUGAAAUAUGCUCAGCGGUGCUGCCGAAUCCUCUUUGAGGAGAAGCAUGACGAGAUGGCUGAGUACCUGAAGGUCCAGCGGGAGCUAGAGGCUGAACUGGAACCCGUUGAGAGGGAAGAACAUUUUGAGGGCAAGUUCAUGGGCCAGUUCCGGAAGGCUGUCUGGAGUCUGAUUGAGAACCCAUACUCCUCUGUCCUUGCUAAAAUCACUGCCAUCUUGUCCAGCUUCUUUGUCCUCCUCUCCAUCAUGGGGAUGAUGCUCAGCACGGUAGAGGAGAUGCAGCACGAGACUAGCAAGUGGUGCAUGGAGCACCUGGAGACCGUUUGCGCCAUCUUCUUCACGCUGGAGUAUCUCAUGCGGCUGGUCUCCACCUCCACCCCACAGCAGUUCUUCCGGGCAGCCUUCAGUGCUGUGGACUUGGUAGCCAUCUUGCCCUUCUACAUCCAGAUCUUCUUUGAGUUCCUGGGCGAGGGGGAGUCUGAAGGCCACGGGGAACUGCAUCAGAUGCAAAACGUCGGGAAGCUGGGGAAGAUCCUCAAGCUGAUCAAGCUCCUGCGCAUCUUCCGCAUCCUCAAACUGGCCCGACACUCCACGGGGCUGAGGGCCUUUGGCUUCACCCUCCGGCAGUGCUGCCAGCCUGUCUGCUGUCUCCUCCUCUUCAUCGCCAUGGGUGUCUUCACCUUCUCUGCUCUCAUGCACUCCGUUGAGCACGACGUCCCUGGCACCAACUUCACCAGCAUCCCUGAUGCCUGGUGGUGGGCGGCAGUUAGCCUCUCCACCGUGGGCUAUGGGGACACGGUGCCAGACACAUUCCUGGGCAGGACGGUAGCCUUUGGAUGCAUCGCCUUCGGCAUCAACGGGAUGCCCAUCUCGAUCCUCUACAACAGAUUCUCCGACUACUAUGCCAAGCUCAAGUCUCAUGAGAACGAGGCGGCGGUUGUACUCAAGCUCUCCAGGAAGCACAGCCUGAGGGAGAGGGUCUGGAGGAAAUUUGCCAGAUGCUGGUGCCCCAACGGCCCUGUGGGCAGCCCACCAGCCUCGCCCCUGGUCUCAGACCAUGUCUACCCUCACUGCAGAUAG